AUGUCAGCUAGUAUCUCAAGACAGACUAAAAUAUCAUCUAGACCCAAAUCUAUUAGUUCCCCUUAUUUGAAUUCUGUUUAUGAACAAUUAAAUGGUCAAAUUGACUUAAUUUUAAGAGAUCCAACGCCAACAGCUCCCGUUACCAUCAGCUAUCAAAGAUUGUUCAGAUAUGUGGAGUUUUUGUGCCGUGAUAAACAACAAUCAAAAUUAACGGUUAAUCUAUAUGACAAAUUUGAUGCAUUCUUGAACAAUAUUGUGGAUGUUUUACAAGAGCACGGGCUGUCCUUAGAUGAAAUAGAGCUGCUACAGAAGUUUGUGGAACUUUCUCAUGUUGUUGAUAUAAAAGUCACAGCUCUUGAGAAGAUACAUCUGUAUUUAGAUAGAACAUACUUAUUGAACCAUCCAACAAAACCAAGUUUCACAAAGUUUGCAAUGUUGACAUAUCUGAAUAAAAUUCAUGAAAAGAAUGAUCUGGCUGAAAUAAUAGAGAAUGCCUUUUCGUUAACAUUGAACAAUUUUAGAGAUACUGGUGAUCAAUCACUGGUUCCUUUGCUCAUAAAAUCAUUUAAAAUUUAUCAUAAAUUGUUAGAAUCUAAACACCCAGAAGGAUUUGAAUCUUUUGUCCUACAAUCAUUGAAAGACUACUAUAAUAAUACUCAUGUCUUUUUACUAGAAAGUGAAAAAGACCAAUCUGUCAUUUUUGAAAUGAUGUACAAGCUAUUAAACCAAGAGAUUUCAUUUUGGGAAAAAGGUUCAGACUCUAUAAGCUUCAAGAAUAAAGUGAAAUAUAAUCUAACAUAUUGUUUAAUCUUCAAUAAUUUUGAGCAAGAUGCUAUCAAAUUUAUAAAACCAUUAUUUGUUACCAAGAAAUUUUCCCAGAUCGCCAUACUUUUCAAGUUUAUACAGAAUGCACCUUCAACAGAUGAUGGUGAAGGGAAAGAUAUGAAGACAUUUUCCAAUAUCUGGUACUCGUAUGUUUAUGAUUAUAUACUGUCACUAGCAAAAACUAUGACUCCAGAUAUAGUCGAAAGGCUAAUAAAGUCAAAGAAGCAUCUUGCAGUUAUAUUAUCUACUUAUAUGGAUAAUAAUUAUAGAGUUGAAGUAAGGCUAAGAGAUGCUUUUAGUGCAUCGCUACAUGAUGUAGGGAAGGAUUCGGAAAACUUGAACGGGUACAUUCUAAAAUACAUCGAUGGUUUGUUCAAAAGUGCUAAUCCAAAAGACCAUGAUCAUAAUUCAAUCUUACUUCGAGAUGUUCAUCUAAUUUUUAAGUCAAUCAAAGCAAAAACGGUUUUCAUAAGGGCAUACCAAAGAGAUUUAUCUAAAAGGUUGAUUAAUGAGACUACAAAAGAUAUUGAGCUAGAGAAAGAGUUUAUCAAAUUAUUAGAACAAGAAGUUGGUAGAGAUGAAUGUGAUCAGCUAAGAACAAUGAUUGAAGAUGUAGAGUUCAACGAAGAACUCGUGGAUAGGUUCAGAAGACAAUUACCAUCAGCUGAACGCUCUGCAUUUGGGUUCUUUGAACCAUUGGUCUUAUCAUCAAAGGUAUGGCCUCCAGCUAAAUCCAAAAUAAAUAUUCCGGAUGAUCUUAAAUCAUACAUGACCAAAUUCCAACAGUUUUAUUUAAAAAGAAAUACAAAGAAAACAUUAACUUGGUCACAAGCUUUAAGUCAUAUGACAGUCUCAGCUCGUUUCAAAAAAGGUACAAAAGAGUUACAUUUGGGUGGUUAUCAAGGGAUUGUACUGCUGCUUUUCAAUGAUUAUGAUGAAUUGACUUUUGAAGAAAUAAAAACUCUGACUAACUUGGACUCAAAAAACCUAUCAGGUGUACUGCAUUCUUUGACAAAUGGAAGAUAUAAAAUUUUGGUGAAGGCAGCCAGUGGGAAAUAUUUGAUGAAUGAGAACUUUGAAGAUCGCAGAAAAGCGAUAAAAGUUAGAAAUGUUCCAAUGAAACUGAAAAGUGGUGAAGAUGAUGAGGAUGAAGAUCUUUUAGCUGAGCGUGAAACCAUGUUCAAAUCAGAUAUUGAUGAGUUUAUGAAAGCUUUCAUUGUUAGAACGAUGAAAUCACAAAAAGAGUUGACACAUAAUGAAUUGGUUGCUAAAAUCCACGAGGAGUUUUCUUGUACCUUGGCCGACAUCAAGAAGAAUAUUGAUGCUUUAAUUCAUUUUGAAUUUAUAACGAGAGUUGAUUCAUCUGACCUGUACAAGUAUAUUCCAGGUUAG
Molecule: messenger RNA, 2217 nt
Organism: Hansenula ciferrii
Lineage: Eukaryota; Fungi; Ascomycota; Saccharomycetes; Phaffomycetales; Wickerhamomycetaceae
Product: cullin family protein
Exons: 1
Coding region: 1-2217 (738 amino acids)
Biological process (GO): ubiquitin-dependent protein catabolic process; protein ubiquitination
Cellular component (GO): cullin-RING ubiquitin ligase complex
Molecular function (GO): ubiquitin protein ligase binding
Source: RefSeq, a predicted model, not a curated record